Messenger RNA from Macadamia integrifolia, 3605 nucleotides. Its product is annotated as pentatricopeptide repeat-containing protein At2g27610. The coding region runs from base 503 to 3115 and encodes 870 amino acids. The transcript has a single exon. Gene Ontology annotation, molecular function: zinc ion binding; protein binding; RNA binding. Gene Ontology annotation, biological process: RNA modification. NCBI's taxonomy places the organism in Eukaryota, Viridiplantae, Streptophyta, Magnoliopsida, Proteales, Proteaceae. The record is from RefSeq and is a predicted model, not a curated record.
UGGGCUUCCACCAAAAAAACAUAGUACUUCCCUGGGCAUGCCUUUACGCCCCAAAACAAUAAUAGCAAAAUUCUUUGGUGUCUUCCAGUCAUUUGGGCUUGAAUAAAGCCGUGGACUUUUUCUUUAAUAGAGAAAGUGAGCCUUCAACCACAUUACUCAUUCCCUCAUUAUAGCCAAAAUGAGCCUAAUGGAUGAGCAGAAUGUUUUGUGACUUUCAGUAGUUCAUGAUUGAUAUGACAGUCCUAUAAGUGAAGAGAAUAUGCCAAUAUCGGACGAAAGGGAUUUUCCUCAACUGGGAAAGCAUUUGGCAGUCCUCGUGUACAUGAAAGAUUCCAACGCCUCCCCUGAGAAAUGAGAAUGGAAGCACUCCAGGCUCCACUCUGCGGUCUACAGCUUCCCUUUCAGACUUUUCAUAAAAUAAAAAAAAAGCUUCCCUUUCAGACUUUCAGCGCUUACCAGUCACCACUACAGGUUAGAAGGACGACGCGACGCAAUAGACAACAUGAUUCUAACUCUAAGACCCUUUUUGAAACUGAAAGAAAUCCAAAUCGGGCAGACUCUCAAAACCCUCCCACAACUCUCUAUUUCAUUACACUCUCACCCCUUUCUUUACGGAUACUCGGCCGUGGCAUUGGAUCCGGAGAUUCAAGCACUACAACUGUUCGACAAAAUUCCGCACAGAGACCUGUCUGAGUGGAAUAACUUGCUCUUCCACUACUCUCGCAAUAAUCUCAAUCGAGAAGCUCUGAAUCUCUUCUUGGAGAUUCGUCGAUCACAAGUGCCUGUUGAUGCCUCUACUCUCUCCUCUAUUCUUAAGGUCUGUAGCUCCUUGUUGGAUCGAAUGCUGGGCAAACAGAUACACUCUCACUGCAUCAAAUCCGGUUUCGAAGCUGAUAUUAGCGUUGGUACUUCUCUUGUCGACAUGUACAUGAAAAUCAAUGCGGUUGGGGAUGGAAAGGAAGUAUUUGAUAAUAUGCCAGAGAGAAAUGUGGUGUCUUGGACUUCAUUGCUUGCAGGUUAUACACUCAAUGGGAUGGUUGACUGCGUUCUGGAACUCUUCCUUCAGAUGCAAAUUGAGGGAAUUAAACCCAACCCUUUCACCUUUGCAAGUGUUCUUGCUGCUUCGGCCGCUCACUCUAUGGUGGAUGGAAUUCGAGUUCAUGGGCAGGUUAUAAAACUUGGUUUUGUGUCUACCACAUAUGUGUGCAACUCCUUGAUUAAUAUGUACUUGAAGUCGGGACUAAUCAGAGAUGCUAGAGUGGUGUUUGCAGGAGUGGAAAACAAGGAUGCAGUUUCUUGGAACUCCAUGAUUGCUGGACUUGUAUUGAAUGGUUUUGAAAUGGAAGCUCUAGAACUCUUCCACCAGAUGAGACUUGCAGGUGUUAAGCUGACCCAGUCCGUAUUUGCAUCAGUUACUAAAUUAUGCUCUAACCUUAAGGAGCUGCCCUUUACAAAACAGGUGCAUUGCCAGGUCCUGAAGAAUGGAUACGGAUUUGAUAACAGCAUUGGAACGGGAGUUAUGGUAGCAUAUGCUAAGUGUGGUGAAAUGAAUGAUGCUUCUGUUCUGUUCUUUAUGAUGAAUGGUUUGCAGAAUGUGGUCUCAUGGACAGCUAUCAUUUCUGGGUGCUUGCAAAAUGGUGGAAUAGAUCAAGCUGUUGAUCUAUUUUGUGAGAUGAGCAGGGAAGGUGUCAGGCCAAACCACUUCACGUACUCAACCAUCCUUACCGCUUCACCCACUAUUUCACCAUUCCAAAUCCAUGCUCAAAUUAUCAAAACUAAUUAUGAGAACUCACCUUCAGUUGGUACUGCUCUACUGGAUGCUUAUGUUACGAUUGGAUAUACCCAGGAAGCUGCAAUUAUUUUUGAACAAAUCAAUGAGAAAGACAUUGUAGCCUGGUCUGCUAUGCUGGCGGGAUAUGCCCAGGUUGGAGAUUCUGAAGGAGCCAUUAAACUUUUCUGUGAGAUGCGCAAAGAGGGUUUUCGGCCAAAUGAAUUCACUUUCUCUAGUGUUAUUAAUGUGUGUGCACGUCCUACAGCUGCAGUAGAGCAGGGGAAACAACUUCAUGGGAGUUUAAUCAAGUUUGGUUUGGAAAAUUCCAUAUGUGUAAGCAGUGCCCUAGUUACUAUGUAUGCAAAGAGAGGGAGUAUAGAAAGCGCUCACGGAAUUUUCAGGAAUCAAGAGAAGAGAGAUUUAGUUGCAUGGAAUUCAAUGAUCUCAGGCUAUGCACAGCAUGGUUGUGGGAAGAAGGCACUUGAGAUUUUUGAGGAAAUGGAGAGCCAAGGCUUAGAAUUGGAUGGCAUUACAUUCAUUGGUGUCAUCUUGGCCUGUACUCAUGCAGGUCUUGUGGAUGAAGGUGAAAAAUACUUUGCUUCAAUGAUCAAAGAUAAUCAUAUCAAUCCAACAAUGGAGCACUAUGCAUGCAUGGUUGAUCUCUAUAGUCGAGCUGGAAAGUUAAAAGAAGCCAUGGACCUCAUAACAGAGAUGCCAUUUCCAGCAGGUGCAACUGUGUGGCGAACAUUAUUGGGAGCUUGCAGGGUUUAUCGUAAUCUAGAGUUGGGGAAGCUCGCAGCAGAAAACCUCAUAUCUCUUGAGCCACAAGAUUCAGCUGCUUAUGUUUUGUUGUCAAAUAUGUAUGCAGUAGCUGGAAGAUGGGAUGAGAGAGCCAAGGUGAGGAAGCUAAUGGAUGAAAGAAAUGUGAAAAAAGAGGCUGGGUACAGCUGGAUUGAAGUAAAGAACCAGAUUCAUUCAUUCAUGGCAUCUGAUCAAUCACAUCCCUUAUCAAAUCGCAUAUAUGCAAAACUUGAAGAACUAAAUGCACGAUUAAAGGAUGCUGGAUACUGCCCAGAUACAAGUUUUGUCCUUCAGGAUGUAGAGGAGGAGCAUAAAGAAGCUAUUCUAUCUCAACAUAGUGAAAGGCUGGCCAUUGCACUUGGAUUAAUCAUCACCUCUCCAGGUGUCCCUCUUCAAAUUGUUAAGAACUUAAGGGUAUGUGGUGACUGUCACACUGUUAUUAAGUUGAUUUCAGUUACUGAGGGAAGAGAUAUUGUUGUACGGGAUUCAAACCGUUUCCACCACUUCAAGGGUGGCUCUUGCUCAUGCGGGGAUUAUUGGUGAAAUGUCAAUUAAAUAGUUGCAAAUUGGUUGCCCAUUUCAAGCAUUCGAAGAAGCGUGAUCAAUCCUAGUAAACACCCCCCAAAACAAAAAAAAAGUUAAUGAUCAAUCCAACAGGACAAUUAACAUGCAAAGGAUAGACAGCUUUUGGAGGUCUCUGCAGACUCACAAUGCGAUGAAGAGUGUAGCACAAAAUGACUUGCAUAUGCAAUACAUUAAUCCAUGUCCCAUGUAAAGAAUCACCAAACAACUUUUUGAAUGUUUGGUGACUUGUUAUAGAAAACUGCAGUUCUAAACCAAAUGUUAUUUAUUCACAUAUAGAAUAAUUGGUUUAAACUUUUUUGGUAUUGAUGUAAGGGAAGGGACUCUGAUUAGAACCAUCGUAGUCCUGAAGUUACCUUUUUUGUCCUGUAAAUGCUGGCUUAUGUCUCAUUUUAAUCUUGCUUGAUAACAAUUUCAAGCAACAAAUGAAAUAAACAGAAGUGCAUGGCCA